Saccostrea cuccullata (small rock oyster) is the source of this 3509-nucleotide messenger RNA. RefSeq lists its product as uncharacterized. NCBI's taxonomy places the organism in Eukaryota, Metazoa, Mollusca, Bivalvia, Ostreida, Ostreidae. Bases 158 to 3475 code for a protein of 1105 amino acids. Gene Ontology annotation, molecular function: cysteine-type deubiquitinase activity. The transcript has 5 exons. The record is from RefSeq and is a predicted model, not a curated record. Gene Ontology annotation, biological process: protein deubiquitination.
ACUUAUACAGUUUUUAUGCCUGGGAUUUUGUAUACACGUAAACAGAUAAGGAAGGGAUGAAAACAGACUAGUAAAGAACACGAUUCUUUUCACCAGAUCAUUACUUCAAAUGAUGACCACUAAGUGGGCAUAGAAAUCUCGAUUCAAAGUUGUCAAUAUGUACAAGAACGUCUCACAAUUGAUUGAAAAAGAGAGAUCGCGGAAUCCAUUGCACCAUUUCUGGACAACGACAGCGGCAAAAAAUUAUACACAAGAAAACGACGGAACAGCCGAAUUUUACAACCAAUUUGAAGAGACAGAAAAUAAUGGAGUUUUAUUCGGGAAAUCAAAGACUUCAGUAGAUCGCAGCUUUGGCCCAGACUAUGUUGAAAACAGUCAAGAAUCUGUAAUCGUCCACAAAGCGGAUACUACAAAAGGUGGGGUGAAAACGAAAUUUACAGAAGGUAAUUUAGAAUUAGAAUCUCUACCAGUUACAACUGACUGUGUGGAAAAUUCUUUAAAAUCAGAUCCUGACUUGUCUGAUAUAUCAAGUAAAACAAACCCUGACGCUGAUUCAGAAUCAAUUGAUCAAUUAAAAGAAUUCAGCGACACAGAGGAGACGGAUUACUUCGACAGUGAGGAUGAAUAUUGGGAAACACGGGCCAGUGAGAAGAAUCAAAAGCAAGACAUGGGCAUAAAUUUAAAUCCUUCUACGAAUUCCCCAAAAGGGGGAAGAUAUAGUAAAUUUAUCAACCUUCCCAUUUUUAAACAAUCAAUCCACGAUUUUGCUGCUGAUAAUAGUUUAGAAGUACAUGAUGUCAUUGCGGAUGGGGACUGCCUGUUCAAUGCAAUAGCUGAUCAGCUUCUGAUUAACGGUUGUCCAGGUCAUACAAAAGAGUCCUUACGACAAAUAGCAACACAACAUCUUAGAAAGAAAUCUCGUGAAGAUGAUGGAACUCAUCUCUCCUCUUUUCUGUUUGGGGAGACUUGGGAGGAAUACCUCUCCAGAAUGGAGAGACCGGGGCAGUGGGGCGACCACAUUACUCUUCAAACGCUUGCUGAUGUUUUUACAUUAAAAAUCAUCGUUUUUAACGUCUACCAAGAUGACAUCAGGAGAACUGAGGUUGAGGCUGAGUCCAAUGAAGACAUUAAAACGAGGCUGACGAUAUACCUGGGUCAUCUUGGCGAGUUCCAUUAUCUGAGUCUACGUCCUAAACAUUGGCAGAUACACUGGCCCUACAAGGCUGUGCUUUACCGCUUACUAGCAUGUUCCAAAGAUCUGAACCCAGAGGACUCUUUCGCUCUUCUCAAAGACAGAUUGUCAAGCAUGUCAUCAGGGAAAUGUAUUUCUAAAAGUGUACUAGAUGAAACUUCUGAACAUAUAUCUGGUAUUAUGCAUAGAAGAAAUGAAAAGAAUACACAAGCAGGAAAGAAAAACCAUGACGAAAUCUUUACAGUCAACAGUGGAGGGGGGCUUCAACUCGAAGAUACUGAAGAUUCAUUACAGUUAUUGAUUGAAGACCUUCUUCACACGGAUCCCAUAUCAGGAACCCCCUUGCCACAUUUAACAUUCCUCCUAAAACACUUGAUACCUAUCACAAUGCUUUGCAAUGAAUUUGGUCAACUCCCGCCACACACUCGAGGGAUGUUUCAAUUCCUGGGUUCAUUUGCCGAUGGAAGCAAUUACAUUUUAACUGACAUUAGCAAAGCACAGAAAAUGAGAGACUUUUAUAUUAAGCAAAUGAGAGAAAAGGUUGCAAAAGUCGUAGUUUUAAAAUCGAACAUACCUGUAUUGUCCUCAGAAGCUCCGCCGUUGCCGUAUGCGUUGCAUUUCGAUACGUCAAAUACAAAGGCCGGAUAUUGUAGGUUGAAAUUCCCUCCUGAGCGCGCGGUCUUGGCUGGUGAAAAAACUUUCAAGAUAGAGUCUGAAACUUAUCUUCAAGCCUUCAGCAUUGAAGGAUACGAUUCGAGUUUCCUGAAUGCCGACAUAAGUGCUAAAGUUAAGUAUAUUGGGCUAAUAUGUCCUUUGUCCUUGGUUGCCUUAGAUUGGUUGCAUUCGAGGCGAAAAUUUGAUUUCCCCUCACGCCUUCUUUUGAUUUUAUUUCAUGACAUGCCUUGCACAUUGAUUCCCAAAGCACAUAAAAACUCGGAAAACCCAUUAGUUGAGUGGAAAAUAGAUUUUUCAAAGAUAGAAAUGUUGCUUUUUGACAGCCUAACAGAUUCACAGCGACAUGGGUUUGCAGUAAUUAAGGUGCUUCUUGAUAACAUAACGUUCCAUGUUGAGAAAAAACUGCAAACAAAGCAUAUAAAAUCUAUAUUUUUUCAAGCUUGUGAAGAUAUUCCAUCCAACUUUUGGAAUGUAAACUUUAGUGGCUGUGUUUUGUUUGUCCUAAGCAAACUGGUGAUCUGCUUAAAACAUAGGUUUCUACCCCAUUACUUUAUCCCACAAAGUAAUUUAAUUGACUGUUUUUCGGUGGAAGAAAUUGACACUAUAUGUGUGUAUGUUGAGUCCAUUCGGGCAUUUCCAGCCCACACUGCCCAAUUUGUUGCAGAAAAUCACGGAUUUACAUAUGGACCAAACUUGGUGAAGUCGUUGCUGAAUGACAUUGCUUGUUUUGUGCAAAAUAGGAAUGUGGCAGCGGUCGUGGAACACACCGUGGUUCCCUGUACUUACCGCACAGCCAAGUUUCUUGCAAAGCUGGGAUUUUAUGUUCCAACUUGUGAGCUACUGAAAGAAAUGCACAUACAGACACAACUCAUUACGGAAUACAGAUUGCAGAAUUCGCUCAAUCUUCAGGAUUUCUUCAGAAAUGCUUUACAUAAGAUGAAGCAGCGAUCCUCACGUGUCAUAUUAGCUAAACUUUUCGAUGCCAGAUUUGGAACGAAUAUGGCAAAUUUAUUUUUCAAAGAAAAAGAUUUUUCCUUGGCGAAAAUUCUACCUUGGGUUGUCGACUUUAAAAUUAACUGGUUAGAGGUCCCCCGAGAAAAGACGGGAGAUCUGUCAACAGUAGCAGAAUUUUUGCUUGAAUAUAGUUUCAAAGAAUAUGAGAAAAGAAAUAAAACCCUGUCCACGUGCACCAUAGAAGCCGCCAUUCGUUGUUUGAGACACACAAUACAAGAAGAUUCAAUUGACAUGAAGGAAAUUGAGGACGAAGAUUUGAAACAAGAGAUUUUAUCUCAAAAGCGGGAACUAAAAGCUGUAUUAAAGCUUUAUUAUACACAAGUAUUUAUAGUUUCACGCUUAAGGCGUGACCUUUGUCCACUGAGAAAACACAUGCCUGAUAUUGAAAAACUUUUUCAAGAAUUCCCUGAAAUGGGACUUAUUGUGAGUGACAUGUUCGCAUACCUUGGUAUGUACAACAAAAGCGAAGAAUACGCAACAAAAUUUGCAUCCCAUUUCCCUGGGCUUCUAAGACCAAGUGAGUAUCACGUUACGCUUUUGAGCAUGGAUUGCAUGCUGGCUAGGACGUUUCAUGAGAUAGAAUGCAAACAAUGAUCAUAACUCAAAUGGUAUAUACCUUUACAAUUAG